CAAACAUGUGCAAACACACCAGCGGCGAGCGAUCUCACCGUGAGAUGCUGCGAAUGUUCGCCGAGAUGACGUUGAACAGAGUCGUGGAUGCAAACACAUUCGUGCGCGUUGCAAGAAAGUACAAGCUCAGCAGCUUCGGCAUCGGAUCGCUGAGCAAGAAGGUAGAGAAGAGCAUCCACGAAGUCUUCGAUCUGCUGGUUGCCGAGUGGAAGAAGGUGGAAGACAUGAUCCUGGAGUAUCUCGUCCUCUUGGAAGGAUCCGCUGUCGGAACUCGGCUCGAAGAGGACGUCGCGCAACUGAAGAGACUCUUGAACGAGAGGACGGAUGCGGAGAAGGCCUGGAUGUCCUACCGCAAGGUGAUUACUGAGUUCACGUCCGUGGUCAAGAACCGUCUGCCGUCGGGCAAGAGCGAGCAAGAGGAGGUGAAGCCGAGCAAGCAAGCGGCAGCCUCGACGACCAAGGGGAAGGGGAGGGAGAAGGGGGCCGUGAAGAGUCAGGGAGAGAAGGCGGCGAGCGAUAGGUCGUUGGAAAAGAGGAAGACGAUGACGGAGAAAGCGGGAGAUCAGCGCUACUGACGACUUGACUGUUUCUUACAGCUCCUGUUGUGUGAAUAGUUUUUCUGUACAUAAUUAAUACAUACAAGCGC
Messenger RNA from Guillardia theta CCMP2712, 646 nucleotides. RefSeq lists its product as hypothetical. The record is from RefSeq and is a predicted model, not a curated record. The transcript has 5 exons. Lineage: Eukaryota; Cryptophyceae; Pyrenomonadales; Geminigeraceae. The coding region runs from base 6 to 575 and encodes 189 amino acids.